AUGCUCUCACGUGUUGCUGCUGUUAAGGCGCCCCGCACACACAACCGUCGCCGCAUGACCGGAUCCAGCGGGAGGAGGAGGGAAGGAGGAGAAAGUGAGCCGCAGAGACCCAACAUGUCUCGGCACGUGUUUAGUUUUGCGGUGCUGCACCUCUUCGUCGUGUUGGUGAUGUGCUGCCGUGGAGCUGCAUCCAGUGAGAUGGAAACGGCAGUUGUUGAGCCAACUUCUCCCAUGCCUUCACCGAAAGUUCUCAUUGAUGCUGGGGGGAGUGUUUCAGAGAGGGAGCAACCGCUGCAACGGGUCGAUCUAUUUGUGCCGAAUCAGACGCUGGUGCUGCCGAAAGGUGGAACUUCUCCAGAAACGACAAGGGAUUCAUUUGUUUCCCCAUCUCUCGUCAGUGCUGGCGGAGUAAUUGCUGCUUUUGCCGCAGGUCACAUGGAUUUUAAAAGGCCGACGGAUGCAUCAAUUAAGCCCUCUUUUGGUGUUGUUGCGGGGUACAUGAACUCUGCGUGGAAUUGGUCCGCUCUUGUUGCUGAGGUCAAUAACAGUACAUGGAAAGCACACACCGUGCUUGGUACAGCGGAUACAGAGGUUCGUGUAGGCGGUUUGUUUAACCCCACAACAACCACGAAGGGAAAUAAGUUUUUUCUUCUUGCGGGAAGCUCUGAUGCGCAAAAAGAAGGUCUGGAGUGGAAAUGGGACAGCCUGGAGCUGAAACUGGUUGUGGGUGAUGUCACGAAGCCUACGGUGAGCGAGCCGAGUCAACGGAUCGAAUGGACAGAAUCUACAUCUUUGUGGAGCCAGGUUUCUGUACGUACUCACGAACGUCAAUUUAGGGGGGCUUUACCUUCUGGUGGCUCAGGUGUUCUGAUGGAGGAUGACACGCUCGUGUUUUCUCUGAUGGCGGGGGAUAAAUCAGGAAACAUUUACUCCAUGAUUAUUUAUUCGACGAACAACGGCAGUACCUGGGCGCUCUCAAAGGGCGUUUCCCCUGCGGGCUGCCGUUACCCCCGCAUCACCGAGUGGGAGGGAUCACUUCUCAUGAUUGUUGACUGCGAGAAUGGCCAGAGGGUGUACGAGUCGCGUGACAUGGGGACAACGUGGACGGAGGCCAUCGGGGGGCUAUUGGGCGUGUGGGUCAACGCACGAUCAGGAGGCUCUUGGGACGAAAGUUUGCGUGUGGGAGCUCUCAUCACCGCGACCAUUGAGGAAAGGAGGGUCAUGCUGUACACUCAGAGAGGGAACUUCUGGAAGGGACAAACGGAAAUGUUCAAUGCACUCUACCUUUGGGUGACGGACAACAACCGCUCGUUUCAUGUUGGUCCCGUUGCCAUGUACAAUAAUAAGAAUUGGGAUCUCGCCAGCAACCUUCUGUACUCGGAUGGUAAUUUGCAUCUUUUACAACGGAGUAUAAAUGGUGAAGGCAGUGCCAUUUCACUCUCCCGCCUGACGGAGGAGCUGAGUACAGUCAAGUCCGUCCUCAGUACUUGGGCGAAAAAGGACAUUUUCUUCUCCAACUUGUCUAUACCCACGGCGGGUCUGGUGGCAGUUUUGUCCGAUGCGGCCAGCAACGACACGUGGAACGACGAGUACCUUUGCCUGAAUGCAACGGUGACGAACGCGAAGAAGGUCAAAGAUGGGGUUCAGUUGACGGAGCCUAACUCCGGGGUAAUAUGGUCCUUAAACACUCGGGAUAAUAAUGUGCGUCAUGUGUUUUUGAACCACAGCUUUACACUUGUGGCGACGGUGAGCAUCCAAAAGGUUCCGAGCAAGAACGCCUCUCUACUGGCCGCGGCGUUGGGGGACGCUGGGGUAGCGCAUUUCAUGAUACUGUCGUAUACCACGGAUAAGAGGUGGGAGACGAUGUUCGAAGGCCAGACAACAACACAGAGCGGCCGUUGGGAGCCGAAGAAAGAAUACCAAGUGGCACUCAUGCUCCAAGGCCAAAAGGUCUCUGUGUACAUUGAUGGCCAGUUGCUGGGGGAGGAAGGAGUGCUGUUCACAAAUAAGACGCCACUUGAGUUUGUGGACCUUUGCUUUGGCGUGUGCGGUGAGGAGAACCCCAGCCAAGAGUCCCAUGUGACGGUGACGAAUGUCUUUCUUCACAACCGCCCACUAAAUUCCACUGAGAUGCGUGCAAUCAAGGACAGGACCCCCGUUCCGAAGAGAGACCCGGAAUCACAGGUGGAGGGUGGAACGGAAAGGAGGCAUAUCCCUCGGAUUGAGGGUGUGCGAGCCAAUGCGCCUGCUGGGAGCGGACUGCUGCCGCUGCUUCUUCUGCUGGGACUGUGGGGCUUUGCGGCUGCGUGA
Molecule: messenger RNA, 2310 nt
Organism: Trypanosoma cruzi
Lineage: Eukaryota; Euglenozoa; Kinetoplastea; Trypanosomatida; Trypanosomatidae
Product: trans-sialidase, putative
Exons: 1
Coding region: 1-2310 (769 amino acids)
Molecular function (GO): exo-alpha-sialidase activity
Source: RefSeq, a predicted model, not a curated record